Encephalitozoon hellem ATCC 50504 is the source of this 1437-nucleotide messenger RNA. Its product is annotated as putative major facilitator superfamily permease. The transcript has a single exon. Gene Ontology annotation, cellular component: membrane. NCBI's taxonomy places the organism in Eukaryota, Fungi, Microsporidia, Unikaryonidae. The record is from RefSeq and is a predicted model, not a curated record. The coding region runs from base 1 to 1437 and encodes 478 amino acids.
AUGAACUUUCUCUCGAAAUUGAAUAGGAAGUUCCUACUUGUGCCAAAGAUUCUGUACAUUGCCAUUAGCAUGCAAUAUUACACACUGCACAAAUUCAGGCCUCUGUUUGCCAAGGAAAUGUUUGGGAUAGGGGAAAGUGAGCUAAGCGCGGUUGGCCUUCUUUUAUUUGUAACCUUUUUUACAAAUAUACUCAUUGCAACAUUGAAUGACAGGUUUGGAAGGCCAAGGCUUUUUAUGGUGUGUCUUCUAUCCCUAUCCUGCAUCUUCUUUCAGCUAUUCUAUAUAGAAAAGUACGUAAGAAACAUUCGCUUUAUGUUUUGGGUGAAUAUGCUUGCAUAUUUAGGAACCAACACACCGAUCAUGGCGUUGCUCGAUAAGAUUAUCCUUGACUACUUGGCCAAGUUCCCGGAUGUAGGUUCUAGAGCCUAUGGAAAGCAAAGAAUUUGGGGAACAGUGGGGUACUUGCUCAGUAUCUUUAGUCUUGAAGGAAUAAUGAAAACAGGGAGAGGGACAGAUGCAAUAGAUUUUACAAAUCUCAAGUACUACUCUCUCGCCACGACCAUCGCCUGUGUAUGCCUAGUAAUGAUUUUUUUGAAAGAUGAAGGUGAUGGAUGUAAAACUGCCGACCACAACAUCACGUCAGAAUGGAAGGAACUAGUAGGAAACAGGGAGUAUCUGUUCUUUAUAUUUAUAAUUUUCCUGAAUGGAUUUACGCGUGCUGCGAUGACCAUCUAUCUCCCUGUUUACACCAAGUAUGUGCUCGGCGUUAAGCCAUACGUAUUGCCUACAUCGUGGCCUAUGUGGCUAAGAAACGGACUGUGGAUCUUCAAUAGCUUUCCAUUUGCUACGAUCACUGUGUUUGAAAUUUCAUUGGAAAUGGGAAUUCUGUUUUACUUUGAUGUAGUCUCCAGGAAAAUAGGCCUACUCUGGCCCUUGCUUCUGGCUCAGGUAUCUCAGGCAAUCAGGUUCGCAUUGUAUCUUAUUCUUCCUUGUACAAAUCCCCAUGUUUUUGUCUUCUGUUGUAUAUUCGAGGUGCUUAAAGGAAUAAACUUUGGACUCUCGCAUGGAUCAGGAGUGCAGCUAGCUGAGAAAAUGUGUCCUCCUCAUCUGAAGGCAACGUCCCAGAUGAUAUACAACGGAACCUUUACAGCCAUAGGCUCAGUAGCGGCAAGCCUUUACUUCCGAUAUGUAUUCAAAAGUAAUGAAACAUCAGUCCCAGAAGAAAUCAUGAACAGAAGAGUAGAAUCGUUCAGAAUGUUUUUCAUAUCAAACAUCGUCGUCACCAGCGUUAGUAUCUUCUUGUUUCUUAUCAAAUAUGGACUCUGGAGUCGCAAACUGUUCAAUGUCUUUUCCUCGCCUAAGAAGAUCAAUCAGGAGAAUGUAAAAAAAGGCAAGUUGUCUGCUAAAGACACCAAUGAAUCUACUAUCAGAGAUUAA